Danio aesculapii is the source of this 1820-nucleotide messenger RNA. It is a transcript of the gene tbx22, whose product is annotated as T-box transcription factor 22. NCBI's taxonomy places the organism in Eukaryota, Metazoa, Chordata, Actinopteri, Cypriniformes, Danionidae. The coding region runs from base 166 to 1566 and encodes 466 amino acids. The transcript is spliced from 8 exons. Gene Ontology annotation, biological process: positive regulation of DNA-templated transcription; heart looping; regulation of transcription by RNA polymerase II. Gene Ontology annotation, molecular function: DNA-binding transcription factor activity, RNA polymerase II-specific; RNA polymerase II cis-regulatory region sequence-specific DNA binding. The record is from RefSeq and is a predicted model, not a curated record. Gene Ontology annotation, cellular component: nucleus.
UACUGGUGCCUGUAAGUUUGAGAACAAGAGCAUCUUCUUCCCAUUGGCAAACCGAUGAGUUCUACUAAAAGGAUGAGAAAUGAACAGGUGAAAUGUAAAGACAGCAGCGAAAGGUGUGAUUUUUCGAUCAGAACUUUGAGGAAACUUUAAAAGACUCCUGUCAGAAUGCAGUCAAUCACGCGACAAGUGGAUCAUACUUCAGGAAAUCGCUGCAAGAAGAUGAAGGUGGAAGAUUUGAAGAAUGAGAGUCUGCAGGAUGUUUUGCACUGUGACAGUGACACACGGAGAACUUUAUUUGACGCACAGGAUCAGCGAAACAGCGCGAAGGAAAGAAAACCUGCAGAAGCUGAAGCUGUGAGGAAAGUUCGCGUUGAUCUUCAAGGGUCAGACUUGUGGAAGAGAUUUCACGAAAUCGGCACAGAGAUGAUCAUCACCAAAGUUGGCAGGAGAAUGUUCCCUUCCAUUCGUAUCAAGGUGCACAAUCUGGACCCUUUACAGCAAUACUCCAUUGCCAUGGACAUCAUGCCUAUGGACUCAAAGAAAUACAGGUAUGUUUACCACAGCUCUCAGUGGGUGAUUGCUGGAAACACAGAUCACUCCUGUAUCCCCCCUCAUCUGUAUGUCCACCCGGACUCACCGUGUUCAGGAGAGAACUGGAUGAGGCAGGUGAUCAGCUUCGAUCGCGUCAAGCUUACCAACAAUGAGAUGGAUGACAGAGGCCACAUAAUCCUGAAGUCCAUGCACAAGUACAGGCCACGGAUUCAUGUUAUUCUGCAUUAUCCUCCUGAAUGCCUGUCGAAGAGACUUCUGUCACUCCCUGCGGAUGGUGUGUUCACCUUCUCCUUCCCUGAAACUCAGUUUACCACUGUCACAGCGUACCAAAACCAGCAGAUAACAAAACUGAAGAUCGACAGGAAUCCAUUUGCCAAAGGCUUCAGGGAACGAAACGGGGCUGUGUUGGAUGGGAUUCUAGAGUCGUACUCAUGGCACAGUCCCUUCAAUGGUUUCAAAUCUUUAGCAAUGGAGCUACAAGGUAGAUGUUUCGGAUCUUCAGCGAGCGGUAUUGCCUCAUCAGUGUCCUCAGCUCAAGCAGUCCAUCCCACUGCCUUCUCAAGCCCUCAGUGCUGCAAGAUACUGCCUUCAAGCUGUUUUCUCGCAUACAGAGCCUACUGUGGCAUUUGCCUCAAUAAUUACACUGGGUUGCGACCUAUGUUAGACCUUCCCUUGCUGACUUCUCUCCCGGUUAAGAAAGGAGACCGAUGUAGGAGCCACUGGCUCUAUAAUUCGGCAGGUACUUCCAUGCAUCCUAUUCACAAUGUUUCAUCUGGAUGGGCCUCUGAAAAUGACAGUACUGCAUCAGCCUUCAUGUCACCAUAUAGCUACAGCUUCCCCAUCAGCCACAGAUUCUACACUGCUACUCAUCAUUUAAAACUGGCUCAUGGUGAAAGCCCUGUUCUUCAGAUGCCAAUGAUUUCCUCAAUCGAGUACAGUCCCUUACAGCAGUCCUGCCAAAACACCAUGAGCAUACCUUCAAUUACUGACAAUUGCUCAGCCACUAAAAUGUGAAUAUCUCAGUAAUGAUGUUUGUAUAAACUGUUUGGAAACGCAAAGGUUUAUCAGUCCUUUUUGAAUCUAUAAUUAUUACAUUCACAGACUUAAUCAGAUGACUCUACUGUAUUUAUUAUCAAUGAGAUCCUGAUAUGCUUUAAGGCUUUUUAACAAGUUGUUUACAUUUACAAUUUUAAAAUUAUGCUCCAUUUUGUUCUGUGAGCCAUUUGACACAUUAAAUCUGCCUUAAAUUCUGCAAUCAUUAAACGAUU